Messenger RNA from Scedosporium apiospermum, 2580 nucleotides. Its product is annotated as Intracellular protein transport protein. The coding region runs from base 1 to 2580 and encodes 859 amino acids. The record is from RefSeq and is a predicted model, not a curated record. NCBI's taxonomy places the organism in Eukaryota, Fungi, Ascomycota, Sordariomycetes, Microascales, Microascaceae. The transcript is spliced from 2 exons. Gene Ontology annotation, cellular component: Ric1-Rgp1 guanyl-nucleotide exchange factor complex; Golgi membrane. Gene Ontology annotation, biological process: retrograde transport, endosome to Golgi.
AUGUCUCGGUUACGCGACUCGAGCGGCGGCAACAUUCGCGUCUUCGUAAAGUGGCACGACCAGACUGUCUUCGCCGGCGAGGAGGUCAAGUGCACCAUCACCUUCAAGAACGUCGCCCCCACCCAUCAGAGAGACCCAUCAACAACGUCCCAAACCCUACAGCCAAGGACCCCGAGGCAUGCGAGCGGCGGGCACGCAGAUAGGUUAAGACCGCAGGCGGCCGGACCGGGGCUCCAUCCACCCAGCGCGCGGGGCCAUCGGUCGGCGGCGUCGAGUCCCAGGCUGCCUCCCCUUGGUGCUGGCGCGGCGGCGUGGGCGAACCACCAGCCAAUACAGGCGGCGGUGUCGUCGCUUGAUGGAAGGAGGGGGCAUAGGAAGUCGCUGUCAAUCGUGUCUCUGGGGUCGACGGGAUUAGCGGGGGAUGAUGGGUCGGAUACGCAGGUCGGGUCGGGGAGGUCGGCCAUGUUGAGGAGACAUGGGAGGUCUGCUAGUUUGCAGAUUUCGACGAUGUCUUCCCGUGUGGAGACAGAGAUUCACUCAGCUCGGUCCUUUCGAAACGUGAGCUCCCCAACCUUCAGCUCUUCCUAUUCCCAAGUGAGGAAUACGCGGCCGUCUGGAGCAUCUACCGUCCCUAGUACCCCCUCGACGUUAAACCCGAGCUCGUUACGGCACCCAGCGAGCGGGAUACCCGAGUUUCGAUUUCCAGCGCCACAGUCUCCCGAUCUAAAUAGCAACGCCACAGAAUCUCGACUAGACGAGGCCAUGAGCCCCCAAUCGAUGGCGAGCGAAUUCUCCGAUCUGCCCCCGCGGAUAAAAAACCAACCGAUCCCUACAAUUACUGAACAUCAUGCAGCGCCGACUGCGCGAAUACUAGCUAGUACGAGUCUAGGGACAGGCACCCCGAGGAGUAGCGGAGAGUUCUAUUCUAUGAGCAACAACUCCACAGAAACCCUCGCGUCGGAAUACGUAACGCAGCAGCCGCUGUCGAGGAACACCUCGACGGCGAGGCCAUUACAUCUCCGGAAGCUAUCCAACAUAUCACAGCCGAACAUACUGAUGCCAGAGUCCAUAAUGAUGGGCUAUGCCCGCAUACAGGGAUCCUUUACACUUGAUGGCUCGCUGGUGAACCUGGCGCCAUUCGAACAGGUCAAGAAGAAAGCUGUUGUCGACGGCCAGGGCGGUGGUGUCGUCGGCCUGGAACCGACUAAGCGUGACAGCGGGUUGCUGGGUAGCUUUGGCUGGGGUAGCAUCAGCAGUUCCCUGGGAGAGCUUCUCAGCGGCGGCGAGAUGAGCACCAUCAAGACUAUGCGGGGCAUCGCCAAUUCAAAGUCUAUACCCCUGCUUUCGACCCCGCAGAGUCUGCUCUUUGUAGACUUGCAACUGGCGCCCGGGGAGAGCAAAUCAUUCGAAUACACGUUUAGGUUACCAAGGGGGCUCCCGCCCAGCCAUAAGGGGAGAGCCAUGAAGAUAUCAUAUUGCCUUGUCAUCGGCACGCAAAGGGCCGGCGGGGCAAAGGAGCAACGGCUACGAUCUGUCGAGAUCCCCUUUAGAGUUCUCGGAAGCGUUAAUAGCCACGGCGAGAUUCUAGGCCACGAUCUGAUGAAUCCAUACAUCAUACUCCAAGACUACGCAAAGGUGAAGACAAUAAUAACACCUGUUGGGGAUAAUACGAGGCGCAGCAGCAGCAGGGAGUCCGCUCCACCCCAGAACAACUCGACACUCAACGAUUUCCUUGGCUACGUUGACGAGCUCCUCGCGCGACCGAGAAAUGGAUCCCACGGCGGCCUCCUCUCGCCCACAGCAACAAUGCCGAACUCUCGGCGGCCCUCGGUAUACGACGAAGAAAACAUCACGACGGCAAAAGAAGCCAUAGACAUGGCCAUCCUGCGCAGCAACAUCGCGCCCGAGGGCUAUAACAGCCCCAACAGAUUCGAGAUCGCCCGGAACGGCCGGCGCGUGGCGGUGGUGAUCCUGACGCGUCCCGCAUAUCGGCUCGGCGAGGUGGUGACAAUGGUCAUCGACUUUAGCGACGCAGAGGUGCCGUGCUACGCGGUACACUCGGACCUCGAGACGUGCGAGAAAGUCGACCAGACGCUCGCCAUGAGGUCUGAGGCUGGCGUGCAAAGGGUAACGAGGCGCGUGGUUGUGUCGGCUUCGGAGGCGGCGCUUUAUGCGAGGAGGGUGGUGUUUACGGCAACGAUACCAGUGGCGGCGACGCCGGAGUUUAUUACGAGCGGUGUUAGUCUUGAGUGGAAGGUCAGGGUGGAAUUCGUGGUGCCGGCUGAUAAUAAUCAGCGGCAGCAGCAACAACAGCCCCGGCCGAAUGGAGAGGAAGGGGAUGAUGAGGAAGGGCAACCGCUAGCUGCUAGGGAGAGCUCGGCACAGGCGAGGCUGAAACCGCAUCCGCUUCUCGAACAGCUGUCUAGGGAUGAGAAGGGAGGGCUCGUGCUCGUUGCGGUGGAGAAUUUGGCCUGUGAGAGCUUUGAGGUGGCGGUGCCUUUGAGGGUGUAUGGGGCUGUUGGGAAGGGGCUGGAAAGGCUUGAUAGAGAUGAUUCGGGAGUGACGGGGUUGGCUGUAUAA